UACGGGUGCAUUCGUCACCAUCGAACAGAAAAGCCGCUGUCACCUCCCCCGAUGGCCAUCCCCGAUCCCCCCAUCGAACCCUAGCCGUCGGAGCGCCACCCGGCCACCGCCCGACCGUCGCGGCUCCCCGCCUCCACCGAUCCCCUCCCGUCGCAUAUCUCCACCGAGCGCUUCUCGUCGCGGCUUCAUGCCGCAACCACGCUGCGGCUCUCCCCCGAGCUAUCUCCCCCAGCUCGCCGCCACAAUUAUCACCCUCAAGCCCAACGAUCUCUCCUCCAAGCGGCCAGAUCGCCCUAACUCGGCUGCUAGUCAAUGCCAGCAAGAGGAGUUCAGCCGACGCCGGAGCUGGGCGCUGGAGUUCAGGAUUUGCUGACGCUAGGGGCAUCCGAAGAAUACGCCCAAAAUGGCCCGCCGCUUUCUCCUUCGUAGCCUCAGCUACUCCGCCGAAGACGUGGUCGUCUCCUCCAUCCGCCUCCUCUCCGCCACGAACCCUAACAAAUCAGCUUCCCUUCAAUCCGUUAACCGCAAUCCCGACCCAGGAGCAGCUCCUCCUCCUCCCCAUCCUCCUACCACCACCCUCCUUCUGCCUCCGGCGGACCGCCUCCGCGGGGUCUUCCUCCAAAAGGCCCCUGGCCGCGCCGCGCUCCACCAAGCCCUCUCCUCAACGGGCCUUGACGCCGCCGCCGCCCUCUCCCCGGAGAUUCUCUCCGAUGCUGUCAACCAUGGCAACCUCAGCGGAGCCGCCAUUAUCGACCUGUUCGACUGGGCCAUCUCCAACGCCGAGCUGCCCCCUACCCUCGAUACCUGCAACAUUGUCAUCAGGGCUUUGGGCAGGAGGAAAUUCUUCACAUUCAUCGAGCGUGCCCUGGAGAUCAUGGGGAAAAGGGGCAUCGUCCCGGACCUAACCACACUAGGAAUCAUCAUCGACAGCCUAGUCGCCGCAAGGCAGGUAAGCAAGGCCGUCCAACUGCUCGAGAGCCACCAUUUUGGAAUCCGGAUCGAGCAAACUUGCGGCAGAAAGGAGGCCUUCUCUGUUCUCAUUAACUGCCUCUGCCGGAGGUCACAUGUCGGCGUUGCCAGCUCGCUCGUACAAGCUGCCCGUGGAGACCUUCUUGUUCUCGACAAACAUGUGUACAAUGACGUGAUGGGUGGUUGGGCGAGGUUCGGGAAGGUAGAUAAGAUGGAGCAUUUCUGGGCAAUGAUGCUGGAGGAUGGGCUAGUGCCGGAUGAGGUUUCACAUUGUCAUCUCAUCGAGGCGUUGGGGAGAGCAGGGCGGGCUGAGGAGGCACUCAGGGUGUUUGAGAAAAUGGUGCAAGAGGGAUACAGUCCAACUACGAUGGCGUACAAUGCACUCGUUUCCAAUUUUAUCUCACUGGGGGAUUUGGACAGAUGCAUGGGGUACUACAAGGAUAUGGUGGACAAGAAUUGUCCACCAAAUAGUGACACAUACUGCAAUUUGAUUAGAGCCCUUUUGAGAGCACGCAGGGUGGCUGAUGCGCUUCAAAUGUUUGAUGACAUGUUGGCUCAAGGAGUUCUGCCAAAUACUGGGGUAAUUACAUCAUUCAUUGAGCCACUAUGUACAUUCGGGCCCCCUCAUGCUGCUUUGAUGAUCUACAAAAAGAGUAGGAAGGCUGGUUGUACAAUAUCCUUGAAAGCAUACAAGCUUCUGCUUGAAAGGCUUGCCAGGUUUGGGAAAAGUGGGGUGGUGUUGAAGAUUUGGGAGGAGAUGCAAGAGUGUGGGUACCCAUCUGACAAAGAAAUUUAUGAGUUCAUUGUAGAUGGGCUUUGCAAUGUGGGUAAGGUUGAUGCUGCUGUUUCUGUGGUGGAGGAAUCACUUAGGAAAGGCUUCUGUCUAGGGAGAGUUGUUUAUAGCAAACUCAACAAUAGGCUGUUGGAGAUGGACAAAGUGGAGACUGCAUACAAUCUGUUGAAGAAAAUCAAACGUGGACGCACACUUGCUAACUCACGCAACUACUGCCGUGCUAAUGGUUGGCACCUGUGAACACACUUGGUUGGCACACAACUAUUUAGGUUUGCUGGAGAAAGCAGUUCCAUAUGUGUUAAAGUGCAAUUGUAUGCAGUCUUCUAUAAAAUUGGUAAUGGUAAAAUUUAAGUUUGACUGGUGAAGGGUUUAAGGUUUGUACAUAUUCUCUUCCCUCCAUGUUUCCAAUAUGUUUGGCUAUUUUACGCAGACCAUAUUAUCGUUUAUAUUUAUUUUUCCAAAUUUGGAUGGGGUUAUUCUAACUAAAUAUUGCCUGAUGACGGGUUGGAGUAGUGAAAGGAACAUCAGGUAAUGAGAUGCAGUAAUCAAAUCUUUAGAAUAGAAUGGAUAGGCAUGUACGUCUUUGUUGUGUACUGCUGCUGCUUUGGAAAAGAACAUAUAUUAGAUGAAUUAUGAAGUUACAGGACUUGGGUUUCUCAGGGAAAUGCAGAGAAACUCUAAAAAAAAUCAGAUGGAUCUCAAAUAUCAGUACUAGGGCCUCUAUUCGAAAUAACUGGACUUACACAAGAACAUCAUUACCUGGAAGUUAACUGGUAGGCCUACCUGUUUCUACUGAAUUUGUUCUAUCUAGCAAACGGCCACUGCCACAGUUUCUUGAAUGGGUACAUCACAUCUGCAAAUUUCAAUGUAGUGCCAGUUAUCCUGUUACCAACUACGUUGGUAAGGAUUCUAUAUAUGGUUCCUAUUCAUUCAUAAUUCACUUUGUUAAUUGGAAUUUUCGCUAGUGUUGUUUGAACUGUAGAUAUGGCUUUGAUGUUACUCUUUGUUCUGCAGUGUAAAAAAAUCAGUUCAUUUUUUGCAGCUUCUUUGGCUAUCUAUGCAUUUUUGUCUUCAGAUGAUGUAGGCUGCUGAUUUUCAUGAAGAUGGGAUCAGGGCUUUAUGAGAUAACUGCCCAGAAGCGUUGCUAGUAUUAAGUAUGAGGACUGAUAUAUCAUGUGAGGUCACAGAAGAACACUGGUUGAACAAUUACACGAGAAGGAUGGGGCGUUGGAGCUCAUCUUUGAGCCUGAAUGCCUGAUGCAGUGUAGUGAGGUGGUUCGUUCUCUGUUUUGGGAUCACAUUUAAGGUUGACUAUAGCGCAAAAAUUGUCCAUUUCGAAGGACCCCCAUGGACCGACCCAUUUGUCGAGAAGAUACUACUACAAGUUUAUUUAGACAUGGUCUUCAAGAUUCUGCAUCCGCAUGCUUCACAUGUCUACAGGAUCUAGACACGGUGGAUCACAUUUUGAUGGGAUGCGUCUAUUCUAGACAAGUCUGGUUCAGCUGCCUCAGGAAGUUGGGCUUACAAGUUGCCAUUCCUUUGCCCAUAGAUACCUUACACUCCUGGUGAGUUUCAAUCUGAAACCAGUUCAGAAGAAGGAACAGAGCUCUGAUUCACUCACCAUUCUCAUCAGUUGGAGUUGGAGGAAACAACUGUUUGUGUCUUCCGAAACACCAACAGGCAGCAUUCAGCUGCGGAUCUAGUAGAGCGCAUCCAAUGGGAGCAAUGGGGUAGAGCAUGGUUGGGACUUGGGAGGGUGUUGUCAGUUCUUGUUGUGUGCAACAUGUUGCUGACAAUCUUGUAUUUGAAUUCCAUGCUCAAUAAAAAUAUGCCACCAAUUCAGAAAUAAAAA
Molecule: messenger RNA, 3614 nt
Organism: Lolium perenne
Lineage: Eukaryota; Viridiplantae; Streptophyta; Magnoliopsida; Poales; Poaceae
Molecular function (GO): protein binding
Source: RefSeq, a predicted model, not a curated record